ACCACUCUUUAUGGGUUUUAUAUGAAGCCCAUUUUAAUUUCAUUAACCCGUGGAUGUAAAACCGUCUAGGGGAGGUUUGAGCAAAACGUCAAUAUUACUACGGCAGAUGACAUAUGUGAGACUCUUUCCAGUGGUCCUAUAAAGAAACAAGAAGAUCCCAAAAGAGAGAAACAAAAUUAUAAAAAUGUUGAUCCAUGAAAUUAUAUUCAUGAUCACAACAACUAUACAAAUAUUGACAUGUUAUGCAAAUGCCAUCAACAACGCAUCAAUGUUCUCGGCGAUUCUUGUUUUCGGAGACUCUACAAUCGACACCGGAAACAACAACUACAUUAACACAAUCAUCCGAGCUAACUUUCCUCCUUACGGCUGCAACUUCCCCGGCCAUCACGCGACCGGAAGAUUCUCAAACGGUAGACUCAUCCCUGACUUCAUCGCAUCACUUAUGGGAAUCAAAGACACCGUUCCUCCUUUCCUCGACCCGCAUUUGUCGGAUUCCGACAUUCUCACCGGAGUUUGCUUUGCCUCGGCCGGUUCAGGUUACGACAACUACACAGAUCUCGCUACUUUAAGUCUAUCCGUAGACAAACAGGCAGACAUGUUCAGAAGUUACAUGGCAAGGUUGAGCAGGAUCGUUGGGGACGAGAAAGCGGCUAAGAUAGUCAGUGAGGCUCUGGUGAUUGUAAGCUCGGGAACUAACGAUUUUGAUAUAAAUCUAUACGACACUCCUUCUCCUCGUAUUAAGCUCGGUGUUGAAGGAUAUCAAGAUUUCAUUCUGUCGGGUGUACACAACUUCGUUCAAGAACUAUAUGACAUUGGCUGCCGGAAAAUAAUGGUACUGGGACUACCACCGAUUGGAUGUUUACCGGUACAGAUGACGUUUGCUAGGCAAAAACAGAACGAGAGACGAUGCAUCGACAAACAAAACUCAGAUUCACAAGAGUAUAACCAGAAGCUAAAGAAGUCCCUGACGGAUAUUCAAUCCAAUCUCACUGGUGGUGUCAUCUUCUACGCCGAUAUCUACGGAACAAUAUUGGACAUGGCUACUAAUCCCCAAAGUUACGGGACAGGAAUAAAGGAGACAACGAGAGGAUGCUGCGGAACAGGAGAGCUGGAGCUAUCAUACUUGUGCAAUCCUUUAACUCGGACUUGUCCCGACGCUAACGACUACCUUUUCUGGGACGACAUUCAUCCUACCCAACUUGCUUACCUCGUCGUCAGUCUCAGUCUUGUUGAUCAAAUCCUUCACGUACUCCAAUAACCUAAAAUUUUCAUUUGAUGUAUAAUCUGUAUACAUG
This is a messenger RNA of Brassica oleracea var. oleracea, 1295 nucleotides long. RefSeq names its product GDSL esterase/lipase At1g06990. The record is from RefSeq and is a predicted model, not a curated record. The coding region runs from base 185 to 1258 and encodes 357 amino acids. Lineage: Eukaryota; Viridiplantae; Streptophyta; Magnoliopsida; Brassicales; Brassicaceae. Gene Ontology annotation, molecular function: hydrolase activity, acting on ester bonds. The transcript is spliced from 3 exons.